AUGAAGACCGCUAGCUCCUUGUCUACUCCACCGACACUUUCAUCUUCGUUGUCCGGCGUGCCAUCUUUCGUUCGCAUCGGAGAGGGGUCGUUCUCGCCUGGAGACGUGUAUGUGGAGUGCAUCCUCCCUAAAAAAAGCAGCUUGGGUAGCAACACGAGUUUCCUGACCGAGACAGUUGUGCUGCCACUUGGAGAGCACCCAGCGAUUUUACAAGCUCGAGAAGAAUGUCGGGUCCUCAUGAGUGGCAACGAUGUUUGCGUGCUGGAGGACGAGACCGUCAAGGAAGACGUGGUGCAGAUUCUUGGCAACGACGCCGAGUUGGUGUUUCCCGUCCGCAACAUCUUCCGCUACCUCGUCCUGUUUGUCGAGAACAUGGAUCUCUUUCUGGACUUUCACGUCGAGGUGCUGGAUGAUGCACAAAAGUAUCGACGGUUCACAGUAACCAACACGAGAUCUCUCGCUCGUGUCGAAGACUCGAGAUGUCAGUUGCCGCUCGCAUUCGGCCCACAACCUGGUUGGCGCUACCUGUGCAUGGAUCUACAAGAUCUCACGAGCCAAGCGUUCGGUACUCGUCAUGUGACCACAACAAAGGUGCGUGUCGGUGGCCAUUGUCGUCUGCUUCGCAUGUUUUUCCAGGACGAGCGCUACGCCGACGCCGACUUGCCUGCACACCUCACAUUCCUUGGGUAG
Molecule: messenger RNA, 690 nt
Organism: Phytophthora infestans T30-4
Lineage: Eukaryota; Oomycota; Peronosporomycetes; Peronosporales; Peronosporaceae
Exons: 2
Coding region: 1-690 (229 amino acids)
Source: RefSeq, a predicted model, not a curated record